AUGGAGAUAGCCAAUUUAGAGGGAACGUGUCUUGGGGAAGACCCUGUUGGCCUUGCUCUGAAUGCAUGUCUUGAUAUGGUUGUCGCACUGAGGAAGGAAAACAGGAAGUUUAAAUUGCGAUCUUCGGGCGUUGCAUUAAUCCUCGGGGGUGGCGGUGACGAAUACUAUAGUAAUUCUGACUUGUAUCAAGUUGAUGGACAAACCGGGUUCAUGUUAAACGAUCGAGCAGAUCCUCUGAUAAGUGACUUUAUAGACGUGAAGGUGAUGUUGACUGGGUUGAAGUCUAUAUAUGCACUUGAUUCAAUUGCAUUUUUGUCUCCUUUUUUGAGGGUGUUGAAAGAGAAAUCGAAUGUGGAACCUUUGAGAACGCUGGCCCUCGAAUCCAUAAAGAGGUUCUAUACUUUCCAACUGAUAAACAAAAACUGUAUUAAUUACGUUCAAUGCUAUCGGGAGACGGUUGCUGUCUUACUUCAACUGAUAACUGAUAUAGCGGGAUAUCAAACCUUUGACGAUGAAACUGAGAUAGAAACCAUCACAGUUUUACAGCAUAUAAUAUCUUUACCCUGUGGGGACUGCUUGACCGAUAUAUUAAUAUAUGAAGUACUGAAAAGGAUAUUACUGAUCGUAUGCAGAAGAAAGGCUUCUCAACACCUAAAGCGGAGAGCAGAGGAGGUUUUAACCAGUAUCACCAUUCAUAUCUACGGCAAACUGAAAUUUAUGAAUCUAACUGCUAUCAAUGACAAAUACAUUGAUGACGAACAGAUUAAGAAAUUUUUUGUUUUUAAAAGAUCAAAUAACUCCAGUGAAUUUGACCUCACCGAGGAAAUAGUCAACAAUGAAAGUCAAGAAUCUUUAUCCUCUGAAAAUGUUAUGGAUACGCCAAAUUACGGCUUACCAGUGAUCAUCAAUUAUUUAACAUUGCUUCUCUCGUUGAUUAGUCUUGAUAACAAAACGGAAUAUACGACUCAUACCCAGAUAUUGGGCCUCAAAUUGAUCAACAUAAUCGUAGAGCUGGUGGGGAGACUUUUUUUGAAGCAUCCAAAGCUUUUGAAUAUGAUUUCGGACUCAAUCUUCAAGUGCGUUCUGUCAAUCAUAGACACAAACGAUGAAAAAACUUUGCUUAUUGAACAUGCUCUAAGACUAUUCACAACAAUUGUUCUCUCGAUUGCAUGGUUUAUACCUCGACAAAUAGAGUUAACGCUGAACUCUCUGCUUAAAAAGCUCAAACGAAGUGAGUUUCCCGAAUUAUCAUUGAUUAUCAUCGAACAGUUAUCCGUGCUGUGGAUGCGGAAACCGUCAAUUUUUAUUGAUUUUUUUAUCAAAUUCGAUUGCGAUUUAGAUUUUGAGGACGUUUCAAUAAACUUUUUGAAAGUUAUGUGCACAUUGGCUGCUCCUGAGAGUAAUAUCAAUGUUUCCACUUUUGCAUUGGAUGGUAUGAUCACAUUUAUCAACGCCAUACAUACUCAGAUUGAAGGCCUUGAUAAGCUACAACUUGAGCAUGCGCCACCAAAUAAGGUUUUGAUGAACCGUAACAGAAAAACUGAAUUUAUUGACUGUAUUGAGAAAUUCAAUGAAAAUUCCAAAGAAGGUAUAGAGUUAUUGAUUGAAAAUAAAUUCAUACCUCACAACAACGAAGAUGAGAUUGCAAAGUUCCUGUUUGCGAAUAAUGGCCGUAUGAAUAAAAAGCAAUUGGGUCUUUUGAUAUGCAAACCAACCAAUGUGUCUCUGCUGGACAAGUUCAUGUCUAACUUUGACUUUAGGGGUCUCAAAAUUGAUGAAGCACUGAGGGUUUUAUUGACCCGGUUUAGACUACCUGGUGAAUCGCAGCAAAUUGAAAGAAUCAUUGAAUCAUUUUCGAAAUACUAUGUGGAAGGUCAGAAGUAUGAUGAAUAUCUACCACACCAUAACGAUGUAGCAAACAUUGAGCAUUCUGCUGUGAGACCAGAUUCCGAUUCCAUCUUCGUCCUGAGCUAUUCCAUAAUUAUGCUGAACACUGAUUUGCAUAAUCCUCAAAUAAAGGAGCAUAUGUCGUUUGAUGAGUAUUCUAGCAACUUGAGAGGUUCCUAUAAUAAGGGGGCAGACUAUCCAAAAAGUUUUUUGAACAAAAUAUACUGUUCGAUCAAAGACAAAGAGAUUGUAAUGCCAGAGGAGCAUCACGGGAAUGAUACAUGGUUUGAUGAUGUCUGGAAUAAUCUCAUAUCCUCAACUACUGUGGUCACAGAGGUACCAAAGUUUCAUACUGAUGACUUGCUUCACUUCACUUCUUAUGAGAUAGCACAAUUUGAGAGUGUGCUCUUUAAGCAAGUUGGAAGCAGCAUUAUCUCCAAAUUAUUCAAUAUGCUUGAAACGGCCAAUGAAGACGACACCAUUGUUGCAUUGAUAGGUAUAAUAGAACGCUGUUUUAAAUUGACCCAAUUUUUCGCAGACAGGGAUUUGUUCAAUGAAAUUGUUCAAAAUUUGGGAAAACAGACACUUCUAAUGAAACCUUGCCGUGCUGGAGAAGAAAACGGCAAUAUGAAUGAAGAUAUCAUAGAUUAUGAUAAUGAUAAGAACAAAGAGGCAUCGUUGAUUGACGCUAUAGAUGAGGAAACUGGAGAAAUAAGCCCAGUUAGUUUCGUUUCUGUUACUGUAGGACGGUCUUUUAAGGCGCAAAUGUGCCUAGUGCUUUAUUUCAAGAUACUUGGCCAAGUCGCUGGUUUAGGCUGGUUGGAGAUGAGAAAUUGGGAUCAGGCUGUGGACAUUAUUUUGAGGCUAUACGAAAAGAGAAUGGUUCUGUACAACAAUUAUUUUCUUCCCCAAGAAAAACUGGAGAAAAUAUCUUCGUUAACUCCGCUAGGGCUUCCUCCAGCUGAUAUGUCGUUUGAGUGCUCGGUUAGCAGUAACAGGAGCAUAUUGUCCACUUUUGCCUCAUAUUUGAAAGGUAACGAGCCAAGCAAGGAGGAAAUCUUAAAAACAAAAGGGGCGCUCGAUUGUAUCAAACUGAUAAAUUUCAACUCAGCUGUGUGGAAUAAUAAAUAUAUCGUUACGGGAGACACUUUACUCCAAGUAAUAAGCUUACACUUCCCCAAAAAACAAACUGUCUUCAAUUUCAGAUAUUUCGAGCAUGAGUUGCUAUUUUUAGUUGAGCUAAUGAUUGAUCUGAUGGUAAAGCAUGACCAAGUUGAGAGGGUUAGCUUUACACUCUAUGAAAAAGUGUGUUCCCUAUACAAAACUGAGGGAAUGAAACGCGCCACAUAUCGAAGGUUAAUGAAUUAUCGUGUAAUUCUUCUCUCCAUCACACCUAAUCUCCAAGAAACGAAGCUUGUAUCAGAGGAGAUUUUACAAAGCAACGAACUUUACAGUAAGAAGUACUUUGAAAGUACGGACGGAUUUGCAUUAUGUAACAACUUUUUGGAAAGUUGUCGUGGAGACACCGAAACGUCGUGGAAGCUGCUACCAUUGAUGACUAACAAAGCUACGAUGACGUAUAUCCACAAACAUGUUCUCCUGCAAUUAAAUGCCCAAAACUUUUUCGACUUUAUUGAAAUGAUCUCUGCUCAGGGCCGGUCAGAGAUUGACUUCGUUGUGGGAAUACUUGGCGGUAAAUGUAAAAUUGCGCAGGAAUUGACGCUAGACAUGUUCAUCAAAAUGUUACAAGUUGUUAUUUCAAAGAUCAUUACACCUAAAGAGGACACGCAUGACAUUUUUAAGGCACUUAAAGAGAAUUUAACGGGUGACACUAGUUUGUUGAGAAGUUUUUCACCUCAAGCUGUAAAACAGAUCAAAGAAUCGAUUGAGUCAGUAGUAGAAAAGAACACGCAGUUACAGGAGUUGAUUCUCGUAUUGGAGGAGUUUAAAUGA
This is a messenger RNA of Huiozyma naganishii CBS 8797, 3840 nucleotides long. RefSeq names its product Arf family guanine nucleotide exchange factor GEA1 (gene GEA1). Gene Ontology annotation, molecular function: guanyl-nucleotide exchange factor activity. The transcript has a single exon. Lineage: Eukaryota; Fungi; Ascomycota; Saccharomycetes; Saccharomycetales; Saccharomycetaceae. Bases 1 to 3840 code for a protein of 1279 amino acids. Gene Ontology annotation, biological process: regulation of ARF protein signal transduction. The record is from RefSeq and is a predicted model, not a curated record.